Messenger RNA from Drosophila persimilis, 1204 nucleotides. RefSeq names its product protein angel (gene angel). NCBI's taxonomy places the organism in Eukaryota, Metazoa, Arthropoda, Insecta, Diptera, Drosophilidae. The coding region runs from base 44 to 1123 and encodes 359 amino acids. The transcript has a single exon. The record is from RefSeq and is a predicted model, not a curated record. Gene Ontology annotation, molecular function: 3'-5'-RNA exonuclease activity.
AUUUGAAAUCUGUUGCACUCGAUGGGGACGCGCAUCGAGUGAUAUGUACAAAUUCCUGCUCCGAUCCCUGCCAGGCCAAGCUUCCUUCAUUCGCACCCUCGGGGUCAGCACAGCCAAGCACAGAAGCAGCAGGAGGAACGAGAGUAGUGACCAAAUACACGACGCCAUGGAUAGAUACGACAGAAACCGGCAAUGGAGGCGCACAAAAGACGGACAUGGACACGGUCACGUGAGCAAGGACUCCAGCUUUAAAGUAGUUUCGUACAACAUACUCGCCCAGGACCUGCUGGUAGAACAUUUCUAUCUGUAUGGGGAACUCAGAACCGACUGUCUGACCUGGCGACGUCGCCUGCAGAACAUCCAGCGGGAAAUACUGACACUAGACCCGGACAUUCUCUGUCUCCAGGAGAUGCAGUACGACCACAUAUUUGAUCUAAUGCAGGGACUCCGGGUGGGCAAUGGCAAGAAACUGGAGUACGUCUACAAGAAAAAGACUGGCGAGCGCACUGACGGCUGUGCUAUCAUCUACGACGCAUGCAAGUUCCAGUUGCUGGACCAGCGGCCAAUCGAGUUUUACGAUCAGAAUGUGAAGCUGCUGAAUCGCGAGAAUGUGGCUCUAUUCGCCAAACUCGGGCUGAAAGGUCAGACGGAGAAGGAGUUCAUAGUGGCCACCACCCACCUGCUAUACAAUCCCAAGCGCGAUGAUGUGCGCUGUGCCCAGGUGACCAGGCUGCUUGAAGAGCUAGAGACAUUUUCAUGCGACCCAAAGAGUGGCCAAGUUACGCCCAUAGUAUUAACUGGAGACUUCAACAGCGUCCCCAAUUCUCCGCCCUUCGAGAUUAUCACCGCAGACAGCCCACCCGCAAAGUUGCUCAAUUUUAAGGUUGUGGAGAUGGGACCGCCAGGUCCCAAGGGACCCAGCAUUGCAUCCACACGGCAAGACAAUUGGAUCACCGUGGACUACAUUCUGCGCUCCCUAAGCGAUAAAAGCCAGCACCAGCUGCAGGUGACUAGCAUUUAUGGUCUGCCGACGGUCAACGUCUGCUACCACGUCGGACCCAUACCCAAUCACUAUUUGGGAUCUGAUCACUACGCUCUGGGCGUUGUAUUUAACCUUAUCUAGACUAUACGCCAUAAGCCAUGAGCCAUAGGCCUAAGGAUAUUUUGACUCGUCAAUAAAGAUACGAAAUUUGUUUAUGAAAGA